This is a messenger RNA of Sturnus vulgaris (Common starling), 1709 nucleotides long. RefSeq names its product PML nuclear body scaffold (gene PML). Gene Ontology annotation, molecular function: zinc ion binding. Gene Ontology annotation, biological process: intrinsic apoptotic signaling pathway in response to DNA damage; suppression of viral release by host; innate immune response. The record is from RefSeq and is a predicted model, not a curated record. Gene Ontology annotation, cellular component: nucleoplasm. Lineage: Eukaryota; Metazoa; Chordata; Aves; Passeriformes; Sturnidae.
AUGGGGACAGGAAGGAGCAGCGGUGGCGCUUCCUGGUGGCUUUGUCAUGUGACGGCGCAGCAGCAGAUCCGAUCCCGAAUCCCGGCCCGGCCUCCCGAACCCGCGGCCGCAUCCAUGCCCGAGAGCCCGGCCGAGCCCCCGCCGCCCCCGCCAGAUGCGGACGGAACCGAGGACGGAACCGAGGACGGAACCGCGGCCCCCGCGGAGCCGCGCCGCGCCGCGGGCACUCCCCCGUCGGAGGCGGAGGAGCAGGAGGAGGAUGAGGACGAUGAAGAUUUCCAGUUCCUGCGGUGCGAGGGCUGCGGGCAGGACUCGGCGCGGCCGCGGCUGCUGAGCUGCCUGCACACGCUGUGCCCCGGCUGCCUGAGCGACACCAAGCAGUGCCCGCUGUGCCAGGCGGCCUCGGGGGCGCCCGCCAUGGACAACCUGCUGUUCGCCAACCUGCGGAGCCGCCUGCAGGUCUGGAGGCAGAUCCGGAGCUCGGGCGGGCCCGGCUGCAGCCGCUGCAAGGGCGAGGCGGCGCUGGUGUGGUGCUCGGACUGCGAGGAGUUCUUCUGCGCCAAGUGCUUCGAGGAGCACCAGUGGUGGCACAAGAAGAAGGCGCACAGGGUCAGGAAGGUGGAGGAGCUGCGGGCGGGCUCGGCGCGGCAGUUCCUGGAGGACACCAAAACCUCCUGCAGCCUCUUCUGCUCCAGCGCCAGCCACCCCGAGGAGAGCCGCGUGUGCAGCAUCUACUGUCCGCGCUGCGAGCGGGCUCUGUGCUGUACCUGCGCCCUGCUGGACACUCGCCACGCUCCUUUCCGCGACCUCCGCGCCGAGAGCCGCCGGCGCCAGGACGAGCUGAGCUCCCUGCGCCGGGACCUGCGGCGGCUCCGCGGCGGCUUCGAGGCGGCGCUGGCUCGGCUGCGGAGCGAGGCCGCCCGGCGGGAGCAGCAGCGGGAGCGGCUGCGGGAGCGCGUCCGCGCCAGCGCCGAGCGCCUGGAGCAGCUGGUGCGGAGGGAGGCGGAGGAGCUGCGGGCGCUGCUGGAGGCGCGGCCGGAGCGCAGCGGGAGCGCCCUGGCCGAGGAGCUGCGCGGAACGGAGGGGGCCCUGCUGCGGCUGGAGGCGGCCGAGAGGCUGGUGGAGAGGCUGGGGCGCUACGGCGGCGAGCAGGAGCUGAUGGACAUGCAGCCCUUCGUCAAGGGAGCGCUGCUGCAGCUGCAGCGGCUGCGGCCGCCCCAGCCCCCCGAGCUGCGGGAGCCGCCGGACUUCGCCCAGUGCCGGGCGGGGCUGCGGGCGCUGGUGGAGCGCGUCACGGGGCGCCCGGAUGUCCCCGAGGUCGAGGUGGCCCUGGAGGACAACCUGGAAGAGGAUUCCAUCCAUCCCAAAAUCCAGCGUGUCUCCAGCCUCGAGGAGAUCCCCAUGGACCAGCCUCUCCCAUGCUCCUCCUGGAACAAGCGGCCUCUUCUCUGCGUGGAGAGGGGCAGCCAGAUGUCUCCCAAAAUCCUGAAGCUGGAAUGUGACCACGAGGCAGGCCCCAGCCGUCCUGAAUCCCACUGGGAAUUCCAGACAGAGCCCGGCCCCUCCACAUCACGGCACAACUGCGUCCGCAGCGGUGACGCAGAGGGCUGCAGCAUCAUCAUCUGCAGCUCAGAUGACAGCGACGAGGACACCGUGGUGGUGACAGUGACACCGGAUCCACCCCCCUGCUGAUGGGCCUCAUCCUGGCC